UAAUUUCAGAACUUUCCUCCACUUUGACUCAACGCAGACUUAAAUUGUUAUUUCAACCACAAGUUGUAUGUUUGAAAAGACCAUAACGCUGCUAGCUUGCUUAGGUGACAACAUUAUACCAGGAAGAUGUUCAACUUUUACACGCAUGCCCUAACGCCCAUGCAGGGUUCUCUUACCAAAAUCUGGUUAGCAGCACACUGGAAGCAGAAGAUCACCAAGGACCAUGUUUUUGAAUGCAAUUUAGAAAAAACAAUUGGAGAUAUCAUUUCUCCACAGAUGCAAAUUGGUUUGCGGACCUCUGGAUAUUUGCUUCUUGGUGUGGUUCGGAUCUUCUCCAGAAAAACUAAGUAUCUUCUAGCAGACUGCACCCUUGCCCUGGUUAAAAUUAAAGUGUCAUUUCGACCAGAUGAAACACAAUUACCUGUUGAAGAGCUUCAGGCAACAGUCCAAAAAAUCACCUUGACAGAAGAUUUUACUUCCUUCAAUGAUCAGCUUCUUCACCCAAAUGAUGUUCAUUUGGAUUUGAAUUACUUCUCACUUCACCAAAGUCGACCAGAGGAAAUUACUCUGAAAGAGGAUUUUGGAAAUUCCUUUCUGAGCUUGGCAGACAUUGGAGAUGAGUCCAAGUGUGUCCAGUAUAGUCAAAUUGAUAUCAGCUUCCAGAGUCUGGCUCAAAAUAACGACUCGUUUGGGGAUGAGGGUACUGGAAGGGAUUUACUCGACUUUCUGACAUGUGACAGUGAUUAUGGUCUGUUCACUGUCGUCAGCCCACAAGAGCUUUUUUUAAACAACAAUUCAGACAACACUUUGCUCAACAACCAGCAUGGUGCAUCCAGACUAGAUCCUGCAGAAGAAGAGUCCCUGAACCAGCUGAGCAAUGAGCAACUGACCUUUGCCCUUACGCCUGUGUUUGCCACUUCAAGCCCAAAGAAGAAGAGAAGGAGAAAGAGCAGGCUAAUUGUGGACCAGAUUACUAUUCUGACCAAUAUAGUGAUGCAGGAACAGCUCAGUGACUCCUCAGAUCUGAUUUCCCCCAUUGACAUGGCUCCUCCCACCAGAAAUAUCAUGCUGUGGAAAGAAAGCGGCGCUGCAGACAAACUGCUGGCUCAGCCGUGCACCAAUAUUAUAGCGCCACAGAUUAAAGAGAAUUUUAAAAACAUUGUUUACCUGUCUUUGCAUGACAAUGCAUCACAUGAGGUCAUGCGGCAGGAUGACGUUCACAGAAACACAUUGAACACUGAAAGGCUUGUGGAUUUAUCCAGGGAUCACAAAAAGCUCACAGACACCCUUUACUCGAGCGACAACCAAGCUGAUGUAGAGCUCACACAAGAUGAACACAUAUCGGACCUCCAUUAUCCAGAAAUUCUGUCAGAAGACUCCCUGUUUGUCCAUCCAUCUCAUGUGGAGCAGUACAGUCAGGCGCGAUCCACAAACUCACAGACACAGUCUUUGCUGGGCAGCCAAGACUUUGAGGCACAGAGGCUCAACAGACAAGCACAGAUGCUUCUAAAAUCAUUACAGCGCACCAGUGAAACUCAGUUCAGCCUGAAGGCCCUCUGUGCAGGAAGCACCCGCUCCCAGGCAACCGCUACCUUCUACUCUCUGCUGGUCCUGCAGAAACAACAGUCUGUGAACCUGCAGCAGAGCGCACCUUACGAGGACAUUCUUGUUACGCUGGGAUCUGCAUUUUUUCUUAGGUGAAGGGAAAGUCAACUUAUUCUUAAAUGGGUUUUAUUGGGUACAAGUAAGACUAGCAAGUUUGUGUUGCUUCACUUGUAGGGGAAAAUAUUUGUUUGUUAAUUACAUUUGCACGUUGUUUACUUUGAUUUAAAUGUACUGCCACAAAAUAAUUUGUUUUUAUUGUUAAAUUAUACUGGAAAAAUAGCACUGAGAUGUUAAUUGUUCCGUUCGAUUGUUGCAAAUGUCGCUUUGAAUAAGUGUGGCUGUAAAAGCCGAUUGAUUUUUACAAAUAAUUAAGUUAUUAGUCGUUGUUAGAAGCCAAGGUGUUAAAAUGUUUAAACAUGUAAUGGUUCUGACUGGAUGUAAAAAUCACUUCACGUGUACUAAAUAUUAACCUUAUUAAUAUAAUGUUAAUAAAAGAAAUGGAGGAAAAUGAAGACGCUUUUAUGUAGGUUUUUGAUGUUUGAGGGUCUGGCUUACAAUCUGUGGAUGGUAUUUAGGUCAGGGCACUCAAGAUCUUCAACACCCAACUCACUUAAGCAUAUCUUUUAGGAAUAUGACAAAGAAUAUUUGACUUACUUUUAAGACUUUAAUCACUGAAACCCUUUCAGGUCCUCGUACCUAUAACGUUCAAAACAUUGAAGGACUCCCCAAGGGUUAAGGGGAACAAUGCCUGAUAAUUAUGAGUCUGUCAGUCUUUUUCAGCCUUUAUGUAGGAGGGACUGAAUGUUGUCUUGCUU
Molecule: messenger RNA, 2420 nt
Organism: Entelurus aequoreus (snake pipefish)
Lineage: Eukaryota; Metazoa; Chordata; Actinopteri; Syngnathiformes; Syngnathidae
Gene: rad21l1
Product: RAD21 cohesin complex component like 1
Exons: 14
Coding region: 127-1701 (524 amino acids)
Biological process (GO): mitotic sister chromatid cohesion; replication-born double-strand break repair via sister chromatid exchange; synaptonemal complex assembly
Cellular component (GO): cohesin complex; synaptonemal complex
Molecular function (GO): protein binding; chromatin binding
Source: RefSeq, a predicted model, not a curated record